This is a messenger RNA of Hansenula ciferrii, 969 nucleotides long. RefSeq names its product DnaJ homolog subfamily C member 17. Gene Ontology annotation, molecular function: nucleic acid binding. The transcript has a single exon. The record is from RefSeq and is a predicted model, not a curated record. NCBI's taxonomy places the organism in Eukaryota, Fungi, Ascomycota, Saccharomycetes, Phaffomycetales, Wickerhamomycetaceae. Gene Ontology annotation, biological process: spliceosomal complex disassembly. Bases 1 to 969 code for a protein of 322 amino acids. Gene Ontology annotation, cellular component: spliceosomal complex.
AUGGUUUCAAAGGACAUUGAGUAUCUGAAGGAAAAAAACUUUGAUAUCUACAAGCUUCUGGAAAUCCCAAACGAUGCACAAGACGUAACAAUAAGGAAGGCAUACAGAAAACAAGCAUUGAUAUAUCAUCCAGAUAAAAACCAUUCAGAAGAUGCUGUUGAUAAGUUCCAUGCCAUUUCCAUAUCAUUGAAAGUGCUCAUUGAUCAGCAAUUGAGAAAUGAAUAUGAUAAUUGGUUACAAUCGAAACAAUUGGAAGCACUAAGAUCUCUUAAACUUGAUUCUAGUCGGAAACAGAUGAAGGAUGAAUUAGAAAAAGCUGAAAAUGAAGCAAUUCAACAACAACAAAGUCAGAGUGGUAAUAAGCGUUGGUCUAGUCGUACGGUUAAUCAAAGCUCAAAUACAUUUGGUGUACAUCUGGAAGCAUUAAGACAAGAAGGUACCCAGAAAAGAAGAGAAUUGGAACAUGAAUUUAGAUCAAAAUUUAAUAAUGAUGAUAAUGAGAAUUUGGCGAAACCAAGAAAGAUAUAUAAGUUAGAAUUGAAUGACAAUACAAAAGUAAGAGUUAAAUGGAAAAUUAAAGAAGGUAUAUCUGAUUUAUUCACAUCUGAUGUCUUGAUUAGUAUUAUGUCCAUAUUUGGUGAUAUUGAAUCAGCUGAAAUCUUACCAAGAUCAUCAAAAGAGAAAAGGUAUGAUACAGGAAUUGUGAAAUAUCACACAAAAGAAGGUGCAAUGAAUGCAGUGAAGCAUAAUUAUAAUGAAAAGAGUAAAAUUUGGGAAAAUACAUCAUAUAGGAAAUUAUCAGGUUUACUAAGGGAAGUUAAGUUUGAUAAAAAGACAAAAAAAUUGAAUAAAAAUGUUGGUGUUUUAAAUGAAGAUGAUUAUUCAUUUGAUGAAUAUUUAGAGUUAACUCUAAUGAAACUAACUAAUGCAAAAGAUUCAAAAAGUUUGAAAAGAAAAUUUGAAGAAUGA